This is a messenger RNA of Aegilops tauschii subsp. strangulata, 4533 nucleotides long. NCBI's taxonomy places the organism in Eukaryota, Viridiplantae, Streptophyta, Magnoliopsida, Poales, Poaceae. The record is from RefSeq and is a predicted model, not a curated record.
AUGAGCGACAUGGAAGCUACGAUGAAGGAAUUGGGCCUGAAAGAAGAUGAUCUGGAGGAUGUUGUGGUUCAGGAUGGCGACAUACCAGAGGAAGCGGCGCGGUGGAUGGCGAUCGCGCGGGUGCACAUUGAUAAGCCGUACAGUCAGUAUUGGUUUUUUCGUAACAUGCGGGUUGCAUGGGAUCUAGCACAAGAAGUCAAGUUCCGCCCUCUAGAAGACAACCUCUAUACUCUGCAAUUCUCCUGCCUGGGUGAUUGGGAGAGAGUCAUGGAGGACGGCCCCUGGACAUACAAAGGAAAAGCUGUCGUAAUCAAGCCCUAUGAUGGUUUCACCAGACCAUCGUCUAUUGUUCCUAACAAGAUUGAGAUGUGGAUCCAGAUCCAUGAUCUCCCUGAACUGUUCUUCCACUUGAUUAAAUCGCUAGCAGCUACUGUUGGUGACUUCAUAUUUGCUGAGCCCAAAUUGCAGGACUUUGAGGGGAACUUUUUUAGGGUUCGGGUGAAAGUGGAUGUCACAAAGCCGCUCAAGAAUGCAGUAUCGCUGGUGAUCAAGAAGAGGAGAGAGAUAUUCAGGGUGAAAUAUGAGAGGCUUCCAGAUUGGUGUGAUGUCUGUGGUAUGCUAGGCCAUCAGUUCAAAGAGUGUGGCGAUGGGAUCCAUCCCCAAUCUGCGCUUGUGUUCAAAAAUCUGAAAGCUGUCUGGUUCAGGAGCCCAGGCCGUGGACCAGGUGCUGCAAGAGGCUUUGAAGGUGGUCGAGGGAGAGGACUUGGAGAAAUCGAGGGGAGGAAGAAGUCAACCGUUCGGUCCCGCGAUCUGGAUCAGGCCGGCUCGAGGCUCGCCGGAGACGGAGGGGAAGAGGGAGACGGUGGCCGUGGUGGAGGAGCUCGGAGGAGGGAGGCGGCGACCGGACGGGCGGCGCCGGAGUCGGGGCCGGGCGGCGGCGCACAGGGCGACGGGGCGCGGUCGCCGGCGACGGGCGCGGGCGGCCGGCGGAGUUCGGCGGGCGGCGGAGCCGAGGCGGAGGACGGCGGGCGGGCGGCGAGGCGUAGGACGGCGGCGGCAGCGGCGUCCCGGGCCGGGAGGGCCCCGCGCGGGCCACGACGGGCCGGCGUGCGGGCGCGCAGGCGAAGUGGGUGCAGCGGCUCGGCGAAUCAGGAGCCGCCAUGUGGCGCGGUGAGGGCGGCGGACAUGUCCGGCCGGCUGAGGAAGAAACGUACGUACACCAGGGUGCGCUUGGACUGGAGCGUGGCUAAUCCUGCAUGGGCUUUGGCCUUCCCAGAUGCAUCCCUUGAGCAUCUCACCGCAGCUACUUCUGAUCACGUCCCGUUGUUGCUUCGGCUUCAAGCAAUGCAUGCAUGCAGAAGGGGACCACGGCCGUUUAAAUACGAGUUGUGUUGGGAGCGCGACCCAACACUGGAGACAGUGGUGCAUGCGGGGUGGAAUCAGCAUCCUGGGGAUUCGGUGGACCAGGUGAAGGCUAAACUCCAAAUACUGUCGGGCGACCUGUCGACGUGGGAUCGGCAACAUUUUGGAAGCGUGUGCAGAGAGAUAGCCGAAUUAAAAAAGGAACUACAGGUAUUGCGAGAAUUCCCAGGAAGAUCUGGUCCCUCUCGACAGGAGACAAAAAUCUGCGAUCGCCUGAUCGAGUUGUUUCAUCGCAAGGAGAUCUUGUGGAGGCAGCGAGCUAGGAUUGAUUGGCUCAUGCAUGGCGACAAAAAUACUUAUUUCUUCCACAUGAGAGCGAGUAGGCGUCGGCGGAAAAACCAAAUUAAAUCCUUGCAGCGAGCUGAUGGGGAGGUAACGGAGAAUGAACCGGAGAUGGAAAACAUGACGACCUCCUUUUACAAGGACUUGUACACGACGGAAGGGGUUGGUGAUAUGGCACAGGUGCUAGAAACAGUGCCAUGCAAGGUUACGCAUGCAAUGAACGCCUCGUUGAAUGCCCCAUAUAGCCCGGAAGAAGUUAAGACUGCCCUUUUUCAAAUGUUUCCCACCAAGGCACCGGGACCAGAUGGCUUUCCUGCUCACUUCUUUCAGAGGCAUUGGGAGACGUGCGGAGACAAAAUCACCAAAGUCGUUCUUAAAAUUGUUGAGGGCACAGAAUCUGCAGCAUGUAUCAAUGAGACAGUCUUGGUGCUAAUCCCUAAGGUAAAAAACCCAACCCUCUUGAGCCAGUUCCGCCCCAUCAGCUUAUGUAAUGUUCUUUACAAAAUAGCGUCCAAAGUGAUCUCUAACAGGCUGAAGGUGAUACUACCUGACAUUAUAUCUGAGGAACAAUCUGCCUUUGUCCCUGGUAGACUUAUAACUGACAACAUCAUCACUGCCUACGAGUGCCUACACUUUAUGAAAAGAAAUAAAGUUAAAAAGCACCAGGCAUUUGCUCUGAAGCUAGACAUGAUGAAGGCUUAUGACAGGGUGGAGUGGCCAUACCUGAAAGCAAUCAUGGUGAAACUAGGGUUCACUGAGAGGUGGGUGGACAUAGUUAUGGGACUGGUUACCACUGUUAAGUUUUCUGUCAUGUUUAAUGGGAAAAGAUUGGAGGAAUUCGAACCUUCGCGAGGAAUCAGACAAGGGGACCCAAUAUCUCCGUACUUGUUCUUGCUAGCAGCAGAGGGCCUGUCGUGCCUGUUAAAAUCAAAGAGUGAGUCAUCCAAUCUGGGUGGUGUGCAAGUGGCUCCUACGGCGCCGCCAGUUAGCCAUCUAUUAUUCGCUGAUGACAGCCUGCUGUUCUGUAAGGCAAAUUGUGCGGGAGCUAAUGAGGUGAACCUAGUAUUGAAUACAUACUGCCAAGCAUCCGGUCAGCGAGUGAACUUUGCAAAAUCAUCAAUCUUCUUUAGCAAGGGAGUGCCGGAAGCUACGAGGACAGAAAUAAAAGGUUUACUCAAUAUUCCCAAUGAAACUUUAAAUGAGAAGUAUCUAGGGAUGCCGUCAAAUAUUGGGAGUUCGAAGAAUGGGGCCUUCAAAUACCUCAAGGAUCGUUUAUGGAGUAAGGUACAGGGCUGGGUGGAAAACACCAUGUCAUCCGCAGGCAAGGAGGUUUUGGUGAAAUCAGUUGCCCAGUCCAUACCUGUAUUCUCAAUGUCAUGCUUUAAACUUCCAAGGGGAUUAUGUGAACACCUUAAUAUGCUUAUUAGGAAGUUCUGGUGGGGGGGCAAAGAUGGCAAAAGGAAACCUCACUGGGUAUCUUGGAAAAGUAUGACACAGCCGAAGGGAAUGGGAGGACUAGGGUUCAAAGAUUUUGAACUCUUUAAUAUGGCGAUGCUGGCAAGACAGGCUUGGAGAUUACUCCAAACACCAGAGUCCCUCAGUGCACGCUUGUUGAAGAGCAUAUACUUCCCUGAUUCUACCAUCUUGGAGGCGACCUUGGGAAACCAUCCCAGUCAGAUAUGGCGAGCCAUCAUCGAAGGCAGAGAUACACUCAAACAAGGUCUCAUCCGUAGAAUUGGCAAUGGUCAAUCUACUCGUAUUUGGGAGGAUCCGUGGCUGCCAAGAGAUGAGAUGUUACGGCCAUAUGGGAGCAUUCACCCCAAUCCGCCAACCUUGGUUUCGGAACUGAUCGAUCACACUAGCGCUUCGUGGAACAGCCAGCUAAUCAACCAAGUGUUUAUGCCCAUGGAUGCUUGUACCAUUAUGGGGAUCCCGGUGUGCACUCGCAAUCUCCAUGACUUCUGGAGCUGGAACUUUGAAACGAGUGGCAACUUCACAGUCAAAUCUGCUUACCGCAUGCUUGUAGCGACAAGACAGCGCCGGGAGGCAUGGCUUGAGGGCACUGCUGGAACAUCAAACAGCACGUCGGAGGAGGGGGCUUGGAAAAUGUUGUGGAAGACCCAGGUUCCUGCAAAGGUCAGAAUGUUUCUAUGGCGUUUAUCAAAGCACUCUCUCCCAACGGAGGACGUCAGGGCUCAUCGACAUAUGGCAGAUAACGCUUCUUGCGGUUUAUGUGGCUCGGCUGAUUCGUGGAGACACUCUCUGGUUAACUGCACUAGCUCAAGAUGUGUGUGGGCUUUAGUUGAUGAGGAGCUAGCACAAAACCUAGUCUCAACCACGGAACCCAACGCCAAGCAGUGGCUCUUCACCUUCAUGCACUCGCUAUCACAUGAUCAGUUUGUAUUGCUUGCGGUCACUCUCUGGGCGAUCUGGACAGCGCGGCGCAAGGCUAUUCAUGAAGGAAUAUUCCAAUCGCCUCAGGCAACUAACAACUUUGUCAGACGCUUCAUAGCUGAACUAAACAUGAUUAAAGUGGAAAGGCCUAUGAGGGGAGGAGCUCAAUCUAUGGGCCUGUCACGAGCUGCACGCCCCAAAGCUCCCCUGAUCGGCUACGCCAAGAUUCAUGUGGACGCGGGAGUAAGAGCAAGGAAAGGUGGAUCAGCAGCUGCUGUAUGCCGGGACAGGCAAGGCAAUUUCCUAGGCAGCUCCGCGUUGGUGAUCGCCGGUCUAGAGGACCCAGCCAUACUAGAGACUAUCGCUUGCAGAGAGGCUUUGGCGCUGGCGGAAGACCUUAAUCUGCAUAAUUUUGUCGUUGCAUCUAGUGGCUGA